ACACGGGAAACGUGCUUAACCUAUUUUCAAUUUAUUUAUCAAAUUUGUUUAUGCCUAAUACCUGGCUACACUAUUCGUAUGUAUUUGACCGGAAAUGAAUGUCCGGGAAAGAAUCUACCAUAUGAAAUCGUUUGUAUUUCGUAUGAACACUUUUGAAGUGCAAUUGAAAAGAGGACCUCCGUAACGAGAUCAAAGAUGUACACCAGCUGUGCAGGGUGAAGAGGUUAUCUCAAACGCCCUUAAUUGGGCCACAGUCCAAUUAAGAACGACUCAAAUGUCAUUACCGCUGAGAAGUACUUCUUACCAUUUGAGUCAGCAUGUCAGAGCUAGUCACUACGGAUUGUGGUGACACAGCACUGGACUGCCUGCAGAAGUUAAUCGCAUAUAGCCAUCUCACUGGCAAUGUGCCUGAUUCAACGGAGCCUAACAAGCUGCUGAUUGUGCGCAUUGUCGAGACAAUUUGCGGUUGCUUCACCGGUCCACAGACCGAUGAGAGUGUGCAGCUGCAGAUUAUUAAAGCUCUGCUGACUGUAAUGACAAGCCAGCAUGUGGAGGUAUACGAGGAUACGAUGAUCAACGUGAUCUUCGCGCGAAUGGAGACUCAGGCGGAGGAAGAGAACGUGAGGCUUGAUGGGGAACAUCAGCAGGAGAGUUCUGUCAUAGCAAACGGCACAACUGAAGCUGAGCUACGUCUUAGUUAGCUAAGUCUAACUAGCUCAUCUUCAUGAAACUUUACGUUGCGUGCGUCUAUUUAAUGACGAUGGAUGUAGAAAGCUCUUCAAAUCACUUCGAGAGGAUUAUCAAAAGCGAUCUCCUUAUAUCGCAUAUUUAAUCAGAUGUCGUCAGGGAUUGCUGUCGACAUUAGCUCACUUAGAUAGAUUAUGCGUGCGAGUUAAGUGCGAUCGGGAUGCUAUCAAUAAUCAUCUUGUAUCCAUUUGUGUGAGGGUAUUUUUGGAAAAAAAGAAAGCUUUCCUCCUGCGAAGAGUUUAAAAAGCUUACGCUAGCUGACGAGAAACAGGAUCUCGUGGAUAAUUUUCUAGGGAAGGUCCACGUGGAAAUGGACAACGAUCCGAUUUGGCAAUCGGCAAGCGCCAACCAGUUAGAUUUGGCGAGAGUCGUGGUGGAAAGAACCGUCAUGGCACGGGUAUACCACAAUGCGCUCUAUCUAAAUCUAAAUGAAGAUGGAGAUGUAUAUAGGGACCAGCUUUUUCACGGUCAUAUCAAUAAGUUGGCAAAGGUCGUAACUUCAAAUCACAGGGACCUACGCAUUUCAAAAGUUUAUCAUUACGAAUGCCCCUGGUCAUGGGCGCAGGCUGAAUUGGCUGUGAUAUCGGCGUAUAAGACUCCUAGGGAUAAGUUGCAGUGUGUAUUGUUGCGCGACUACCAUCAUGAAUCUCUUUUCCAUGGCUUCGGAAAGAGGCAUACCUGCUGCCGACAAUCUGACUCCCGUGCUGGUCUACAGACUAAUCCGCCGUCGUUGUAUCGACUGUUCAAUAUGUAGACAGCUUUUACGGGAAUCGAUUGGAGGGAGAAGAACAAUAUUGGUGGACGCAGUUCUGCGCCGCGAUCGAGUUAAGACAAUGGAUUAACAGUUUCUCAAGAGUAUCACGAUAAAUAAGAUUAGAUUCGAUGCUGGUGAUAAUGUAGAAAUGUAUCAUAAUCAUAAUUUGACGAUUUCAUAAAGAAGAAGACCAAUAUCUUGUGUAAAGCUAGCUGAACAGUUUUAUGCUUCCAGUAUCAAUUAAAAUUCUUAAGUAGCCUCUUAAAUAGUCUAACUGUUAGUUCUUUCGCACGUUAUUAUGUAACAUUAGCAAAGACUGAAUCAGAUUAUACGUAAAGUGUGGCUUUAUCUUUAUUUGUAACUCUAUUGUACAAUGUCACAGGACAUCGAAAAAAAAA
This is a messenger RNA of Temnothorax curvispinosus, 1899 nucleotides long. Its product is annotated as GTPase-activating protein and VPS9 domain-containing protein 1-like. Gene Ontology annotation, cellular component: endocytic vesicle; cytosol. The transcript has 6 exons. The record is from RefSeq and is a predicted model, not a curated record. Gene Ontology annotation, biological process: vesicle-mediated transport. NCBI's taxonomy places the organism in Eukaryota, Metazoa, Arthropoda, Insecta, Hymenoptera, Formicidae. The coding region runs from base 1058 to 1501 and encodes 147 amino acids. Gene Ontology annotation, molecular function: small GTPase binding; guanyl-nucleotide exchange factor activity.